Molecule: messenger RNA, 3819 nt
Organism: Osmia bicornis bicornis
Lineage: Eukaryota; Metazoa; Arthropoda; Insecta; Hymenoptera; Megachilidae
Gene: Pcif1
Product: mRNA (2'-O-methyladenosine-N(6)-)-methyltransferase
Exons: 6
Coding region: 323-2509 (728 amino acids)
Cellular component (GO): nucleus
Molecular function (GO): mRNA (2'-O-methyladenosine-N6-)-methyltransferase activity; RNA polymerase II C-terminal domain binding
Source: RefSeq, a predicted model, not a curated record
UAUGCAAUCAAACAAUUGUAACAUAUUUGUAUAGAAAAGAUGUAAAUUACAAGUUUUACGACAUUGUUUUAUAUAAAUUAAUAUCAUUUCAAUGUUUUUCUUUUUUUAUACAAAAUGUUUUUUCUCCAUGAAUUUGCUGUUCAUUGUGGUGAAUAGCUUUAAGUUUCCUAUCGCUAGAAUUUCAGUUCAAGCAAAUGGUAUCUCACGGGUGGAGGUCGUUGCGUCAAAUUUCACAAAUCAUGAAUGAAUUCUAAGUUCUGUUAUACAUUUCUUACAAAUUAACAACAUUGUUAACUGUAUAUUCGAUAAAACAUAUUAAACAAUGAAUGAAGUAAGCGGAGGAAAACAAGAUAUACCUAAUACUUCUACUUGGGAGACGUUGCCUGGGCAGUCCGCAUCGUUAUCUACAAUGCAUCAUCAUCAUCAGUCGUUGCAACAAGAUGCAAAUCCAACGGUUACGCAAGUUAUAGUUCCUACACCUGUAAAACUUCAAGCACCUAUGUUAAAUUCUACGCAAACCGUAGCCGAUCAUUGUUCGCAACUUGGACACAUGCAACAAUCAAAUUUAAUAACGCAGGGUACACCGCCAGGAACAUUCGCAGAACCUGAAUUGUCGCCUGAACUACAGCAACAAGGAUGGAAAAAGUGUUGGAGUAAACGAGAAAAUCGUCCAUAUUUCUGGAACAAAUUAACAGGAGAAUCUUUAUGGGUAAUACCACCUUUGAAACCUCAGUUUGACCCAAUUACGGAUCCGCUUGGUAUCUGCGGCGUUCCACCUGUUGCUGGAAACGGUGCCAUACCUUCAGGAGGAACGCUCAAGCGUAGAGCUUCAGAGGACAGCGUUGUUCCAGCAGCGAAAAAAUUUGUUUUAGCCGGCCCAUGGGAUUUGGAAAUUCCAACGAACGUUAUAAUAUACGAGAGAGCACCGUCAAAUUUACCGCACGUUCACCCUGAAACGGAAGCGUUACGUUGUGGUUUGCUUGCAAAAUUGAGGCAAUGUUAUCAAGAAUUGUGUCAUACCCGUGAAUCGAUAGAUGCCCCUAAGGAUUCUUUCAACAGAUGGUUAAUGGAAAGGAAAGUUAUAGACUGCGGCUCGGAUCCCCUUUUACCGAGUCAGUGUUUCCCGGAAAUUUCCAUGUCUAUGUAUCGUGAAAUCAUGAACGACAUCCCUAUUAAAUUAGUCCGACCAAAAUUCACCGGCGACGCGAGGAAACAGUUGUCACGAUACGCGGAGGCUGCGAAGAAAAUGAUCGAAUCAAGAGCGGCAUCGUCGGAGAGUAGAAAAGUUGUAAAAUGGAACGCGGAGGAUACAUUUCAGUGGUUAAGACGAACAGUUGGUGCUACCUUCGAUGAUUUCCAAGAUCGCCUCGCACAUUUGAAACGACAGUGUCAGCCGCACCUAACAGAGACUGUAAAAGCUAGUGUCGAGGGUAUCUGCCUGAAGAUUUAUCAUUUGUCAACAGAGUAUGCGAAAAAGGUUAAACAUAAAAACAAUCAAAUACUGAAAGAUAACGGUUUAGGGAACGUUAUACCGUUAGGAGGGCCAGCCAGUACUCAAAGAAAAGUUUGGUGUUAUCCGGUGCAGUUUUCUCUUCCAACAUCCCGGCUUCCACAAGUGGAUUAUCUUCCUGAACGUGAACAAACGAUGUUGCGUUUUCACGGUGAUACAUUGUGUAUUAAUAACAUGCAUCUCGCUAAAUUAGAACAUCUGUACAGAUACAAUUGUUUCGACGACAAAAAGUUUGAAAUGUUUUUGCCCCGUGUUUGGUGUAUGUUAAAACGUUACCAAACGUAUCUCGGGAUCAACGAAGGACAAGCGACGCAAAUGGCUCUACCCGUUACGGUCUUUGAAUGCCUUCAAAGAUCAUUCGGCGUGUCGUUCGAAUGUUUCGCAUCUCCGUUAAACUGCUACUUUAGACAAUACUGUUCAGCAUUCGCCGAUACGGAUUCGUAUUUUGGAUCGAGAGGACCGUUUUUGGACUUCAGACCAGUCAGUGGCUCGUUUCAAGCAAACCCACCGUAUUGCGAGGAACUUAUGGAAGCGAUGGUCAAUCAUUUUGAACGUCUUUUAGCUGAUUCAGCCGAGCCCUUGUCUUUUGUGGUAUUCUUACCCGAAUGGAGAGAUCCAGCGCCUAACGCUCUUAUCAAAUUAGAAAGCAGUCAUUUUAAGAGGAAACAAGUAGUGGUACCAGCUAUGGAGCAUGAAUACAGACAUGGAUUUCAGCACAUACUACCAAAAGGUGAAGUUAAUAUUAGAGCAGCACAUGGAACUUUAGUAGUAUGGUUACAAAAUACUGCUGGUACUGCUCGUUGGGGACCCACCGAGGAAAGGGUUGAAGCAUUACUAGAAGCAUGGCGUCCCGGUAGAGAAAGAGAACGCGAUAGACAAGAACUUUUAUCACCGCCAAGGCAAACGCAUCAACCGAUACCUUCAAUGCCUAUUCCGGUUUUAACAACGCCUACAACUCCAACAGUACCGUUACAAACAUUAUCCACACAUCCUAUAUAAUUAUUAUUAAAUUGAAAAGAAGGGUAGCAAAAAAAAGUAAAAUAAGUUUGAUGCUUUUAUUUUCAUUUUUUUUUUCUGAAAUUGGUCUAUCACAGAGAAUAUUUGAUAUAUAAUUUAUCAAUUCAUUAACAGCACGUCGUGUGAAUAAACUAUUUAAUAUGUUUCAUUAUACAUAUAUAUAUACACCCUUCAGAUAUUAGUUUUAAUCUUAAUUUAUUUCAUCUGAAGAACAUAAAUUGGUAUAUGAAUAGUUAUGUAUACAUGCAUACAUAAAAUAUUAUUUAAAUAUUAUAUUUUAUUAUACCAUAAAAAUUUUAUCAAAAUUCCUUCUAUUAAGAAUAGCAAAGAUUUAUUACUUACUAAUUAUGAACUCUUUUGUGAUGAUUAUCAGAGAGUGCAAUUCAAUUCCAUUAUCUAUUUUCACAAAAAAAAAAAAAAAAAAAAUGUUGAAACGUGUAAAAUGUGACAAUGAAAAAUAUGUAUCUAUUAUAUAGGUAUAAAAAAGAAAAAACAUUAUUCGAGAUAAUUGAUAUAAAAUCACGUUGCGUGGAGUCUAAUCUUUGUAAUAGUGUUAAUUGUUGGUAAUUAAAUAAGAAGACUUUGUAAAACGUGAUACCUUAAGUGAGGUACUUGCCAUGCAAGCAGAAAUUGGUACUAGUAUGAAAAGUUAAGGAAGAAAUGCAAUAGUUAAGUAUGCGUGCCGCGUGCCUGUGUGUGUAAAUAAUGGAAGUACAUAUUAUAUUUGCUUGUUUUUAAUUAGAAUAUUAGUUUAUACGAAAAUAAUUUAAAGUAAUAUCCCUUUUUAUACCUUUUAUCCAUGACAAUCUUUUCUUUUAAUAUGAAAUAACAAAACUAUGUGGAAACCCCAUUUUUUUCUAAAUGGAUUAUCAGUGCAAUAUUUUAUACAAAUCUUUAAUAGGACUUAUACAGAAAUAUAUUAACUUCUUUCACAAAAGACAUUUUUUUGUUACUUUUCAAUGAACUUUUCGACUUUGAAAUUAAUAUUUCAUAGGUUUACGUGUUCAGAAAGUAUACUGAAAUGGAAUAAUCCAUCGGUCUGUUUAUAAAAUCAUUUGUAACAAAUUUAUAGAAAUCACUUCUUAAAUCAAGCGUAUCUGGAUGGAAUGACCUGUUCAAUCUGCGCAUGCAUACAUUCAUAUCGAUGUUAUUUAAUAGUUACAAAAUGAGAUUAAGCACAGAAUUUUUAUACGAUAAAAAGAAUACUUCUAUCUUGUAACAGCAUUUCUCUGGUUGCUAAUGUAUUACAAGCAAAAUUUAUCAAAAUUAAAUAUCAAAUAUAAAACAUUUAA